Molecule: messenger RNA, 915 nt
Organism: Alternaria burnsii
Lineage: Eukaryota; Fungi; Ascomycota; Dothideomycetes; Pleosporales; Pleosporaceae
Exons: 1
Coding region: 1-915 (304 amino acids)
Source: RefSeq, a predicted model, not a curated record
AUGAAUAUCAACCGUAAACCCGGCUUCCGUCGCAUCGAGUACCCCAUUCCACCCAGUUCGGACGAAGAAGAACAAGAGGCAACGUCGACUGAGCUGAAGGAAGGAACCGACGCCUAUGCAGACACACUUGUGUUACUCCAACGACUCCAGCACUCAGAGCAUCGCAUGGCUGAGCUCAUGGCUUCGAUGACCCAAUUCAUAAAUGGCCAACGCGAUUUCUACAUAUUAACCCUAGGAGUUAUUGAGAACAACGUCAAAGACAUCGAGGGGAAGACUGGGAAAGAUCAAACCAUCAAAGCCGACUUGAGCAGGUACAUCGGUCGAUUGAUGAGAAGGACAGAGGGAUAUUCAAGAGAGAUGGCAAUAAAGGUUUUGCAGUUGAGUGACGCUCUCGGUCCAUCAGCUUGUGACGUGGACGCUACACUCGAACGAAACAGUCGAGAGUCGUAUGACUGGUGCAAGACAAAAACACUUGGAGAAGACUUCCCAAAAGACAGUCCAGUCAUACCUCAAGCAAUCGUCAUACCAAACGCCAAAGGAGCCAGCUAUGGGGUGAGUGAUGUCUUCAAGAAAACGCAGGGAUAUCGGGACUUGGUCAACCAGGAAGACUCCGACGGCGGUUCAGAUUCCGUUAGCGACAAGCUUAGCAGCAACAUGGGUAGCUCUCCUACAAGCUCGGACGAUGAAGCAUCUUCGACCAAGUCAACGUCGGUUUCGAUGAAGUUGAGGAAGCGGAAACCUUACCGGAUCUCUGGUCUGAGUUCAACUAUGCAGCCACCCGCACGUCCUGGCAAGAGGCAGAAACGUUCGGCCAACCACAAGAUCAACGAAGAAGGAACAAAUUCGGAUUCCACUCAGUCAGACGAUCAACGCGUGGUGCCGCCCAAACGAGCCCGCAAACCAUAUGCAAGGUAG